This is a messenger RNA of Didymella exigua CBS 183.55, 465 nucleotides long. RefSeq names its product Apc13p-domain-containing protein. Bases 1 to 465 code for a protein of 154 amino acids. The record is from RefSeq and is a predicted model, not a curated record. Gene Ontology annotation, cellular component: anaphase-promoting complex. Gene Ontology annotation, biological process: positive regulation of mitotic metaphase/anaphase transition. The transcript has a single exon. Lineage: Eukaryota; Fungi; Ascomycota; Dothideomycetes; Pleosporales; Didymellaceae.
AUGUUAUUAAGCAAACAGACACGCGACUCGUCAGCUACCUACCUGCACAUGCACGCCUCUCACCAUGCCGACCUCCUCGAAUUAUUCACAAACCUGGCCUCGUCUCAACUCGCGCCCGAAAACAUCUACGUCCCACCCCACCUCCAGCCUGUGAACCCUGAGGACGAAGACGACGUGGUGCCAGACCAGCACGCAGCCUUUGGCAUCCAGCGCGCGACUCAAGCCAGGAAAGAGCCUACUUGGCGCGAUCUGGGACUUGAAGAGCUUCUAAGGCGCGGGCCGAGAGUUGCCGAAGGGCAGGUUGUUGGUGGCGAUCGAGGCACGGUAGAGAAGAGAGAAGAAGAGCCGGUCAUCACAGCAUUGAGGAGACAGCCUGGGCCACAGAGCGGUGUUAUGAGAUCUGGAGGUGCUUCCAGGGACGUGCAGGGCGGCGGGAGUGCCGCUGGCAAUGGGCUCCCAAGAUGA